CCAUCCUCGUCCACAAAACUAGCUGUCACAUCCCCUUGUGGAAUCAAAACUAGCUGGACCUCACAAUAACUUGGUCCUCACACCUACCUGGACUUCACCGCUACCUGGUCCUCACACCUGCCUGGACCUCACACCUACCUGUUCUCAGAGCCACCUGUUCUCAGAGCCACCCAUUCAGCUGGACUACCUGACCUGCACCCUCAACAAAAGGGACUCUGUGAUACUCCUACCUUACCCGACAGUUCCGUGACAUGCCGUUGUAAAAACACCUAAAAAACAUGAGCGAAGACGGGAAAUCAUUCUCUGAUAGUCUCCAAUUGGAAGACUCUGAGAGAGGGGGCGUGGUCAUCAAGGGACUCGCCGACACCAGCAUCUCCGCCAGCAGUGGACUGAAAGAGGGCGAUGAGAUCGUUGGAGCAACCGUUCACCUGGACCACCUGAGCAAACAGGACGUCCUGAAGAUCCUGAAGGUGUUGGAGCCGUACGACGAAAACAUGACGGUGUUGACCAAAUCUGACCUGAGUGCUGGCAUCGACCCAGGGUCCCUGAGUGGCCCAGGCAAGAUGCUUACUACCAGUUACAAGCAGAAGAAGAUGCCGUCCCUUGAGGCCCAAGGCGAGGCACCAGCUCUUAAUCUUACCGGCCUGAAUACCAAGUUAAACUCUGCCAUUGGUCUGGAUGGGGACAUUAAUGGAGAACUGCCCAAUCUUAACCUAAACAAACCCUCUGCAGAUGGUAGUGGCACCUUCAGGAUUGCAGAUACAGGACUGCCAGGACUUGACUUAAAUGGAGCAGGUUUUGGCAACUCUAUCAGUGCCCCCUCUGCUGAACUGUCCUCACCCAAUGCCACACUAGGACUUAAAAAAACAGGAGUUAAGGGGGGCAACUUCACAGCCCCAAAUUUGAGAUGCCAAACUUUAAUCUGCCCAACAUCGGUGGCACGGGAGCAACAGGAGGGAUUAAUCUUGGGAAGAUGAAUGCUGAUUUGGACACUCCUGCUGUAAAUUUUCCAACUGCAGGUGUCAAUCUGUCGGCACCCACAAUAGAUGCUAAAACCGCAGAUCUGAAUUUGAAUGGCCCAGAUGUCAAUUUGAACGGCCCAGAUGUUAACUUGGCUGCCCCAAAUGUGGACAUGGAUGCUUCAACUGGAAAAAUUAAGUUGCCACAUCAGAAAUGGAAGGGUCCUAAGGUUAACCCUGACCUGAGUCUCUCAACACCAAAGCUUGACGGAGACCUGUCAACACCAGAAGUAGGCCUUGACCUUCCAAAAGCUAACCUUGAUGGCCCCAAUUUGGAUGUUGACGCUCCGAAAAUCAACUGGCCUCACUUAAAUUGGAAAAAACCAAAGCUUGAUCUCAAGGGUCCAAAAGCUGACAUGGACGUUAAUGCUGACCUGAAAACUCCAGAUCUCAACCUCUCUCCACCAGGAAUGAGCGGGGGGAUAAGCACACCAAAUUUGGCUUUGGAUGUACCGAAUGCUGAACUCGAAGGGACAGACUUCGACAUCAAUGCUCCAUCAGGGAAGAUCAACUGGCCUCAUAAGAAGUGGAAGAAACCCAAACUCGAUGCAGACCUCAAUACACCAGAUGUCAAUGCACCAGAUAUGUCUUUGAAUCUUCCCAAAGCUGACAUCAAUGGUCCCAAUAUCGAUGUUUCUGCCCCAGAUCUUGAUGUUGCCUCAUCACAAAAGAUCCAUUGGCCUCAUUUGAAGUGGAAGAAACCAAAAGUUGAUGCAGACCUUCACACACCAGACAUUGAUGUAUCCACUCCAAGUCUUGAUGGAGAUCUCACUGGACCUGAUGUUGAUCUGCCUGCUGCAUCUGGAAAGAAUAAGUUCCUAACUCUCAAAAGGCCUAAGAACUGGCUUAUUGGGUCCAAACUAAAUGCUCCGGAUUUGGAUCUUAAUGCAGAUGUGAAUUCUCCUGCCCUUGAUCUCACCACUCCUAAGGUUUCAGGAUCACUUGAUGGACCUAAUAUGGAUUUGUCUGCACCGAAUAUGGAUAUUGACGCUCCUUCUGGAAAGGUUAAGUGGACCACUCUUAAAAAGCCAAAGUGGCUCAAGUCGUCAAGCUUAGAUCUCCAAACACCUGAUGUGGAUGUGAAAGGCGCAGAUAUUAAUCUUGCUGCACCAGCACUAGAUGAGGGUCUUGAUACGCCUGAUUUCGGUAUCACCAUGCCUAAUGCUGACCUCAAAGGCCCAGCCGUUGAUCUUAAUGCUCCUGGGGUUGACAUUGACAGCCCCUCUUCUAAGCUUAAACUCCCCAAAUUCCAGAUGCCAAAAUUUAAAGCCCCAAAAUUAAAAGGACCAGACAUUGAUGCAAGUGCCGAUUUACCCAAUUUGGAUCUCAAAUCACCGAAUUUGGAACUCAAGUCACCUGACCUGUCAACGCCUGAAAUUAAAGGAGGCAUCAAUGCUCCAAGUCUAGACAUUGACAUGCCAAAAGCUGACAUUAAGGCUGAUGCUUCCUCCCGAGCAUACAAAUUCCCAUCUUUAAAGAUGCCAAGUUGGAGCUCAUCUAAACCAAAUGUAAAAGGACCAGAACUAGAUGGAUAUCUUGACAAAAAUGUUGACCUUUCAAUUCCCGGUCUGGACGCGAAUCUUCCCAAAGCAGACUUGAGUGCACCAAAUUUGAACCUUUCUACCCCAAAGAUUGAUGGAGGUCUAUCCUCCCCAGAUUUUGACCUCAAUUUGCCAAAAGCUGAAAUCAAUGGACCUGAUCUGGAUGCUGAUCUGGACACAUCUGGAAAAUUCAAGUUGCCCAAGAUGAAAUUACCUACAUUUGGUUUUUCCAAGCCUAAAGUGGAGGGGCCAGAUCUAGAUGCUGACAUUGAUGUCAAUUUACCAAAAGCAGAUAUACAGGGAUCUGGAGCAAACCUCAAUCUCUCUGCUCCAGAUGUCAAGGGAAAUCUAUCUACUCCAGAUCUGGACCUGAAUUUGCCAAAAGCUGACCUCAAUGGACCGGAUCUAGAUGCUGAUCUUGACACAUCUGGAAAAUUCAAGUUGCCCAAGAUGAAAUUACCUACAUUUGGUUUUUCUAAGCCUAAAGUGGAGGGACCAGAUCUGGAUGCUGACAUUGAUGUCAAUUUACCAAAAGCAGAUAUGCAGGGAUCUGGAGCAAACCUCAAUCUCUCUGCUCCAGAUGUCAAGGGAAAUCUAUCUACUCCAGAUCUUGAUCUGAAUUUGCCAAAAGCUGACCUAAAAGGACCUGAUGUAGAUGCUGAUCUUGACGCAUCUGGGAAAUUCAAGUUGCCCAAGAUGAAAUUACCUACAUUUGGUUUUUCUAAACCUAAAGUUGAGGGACCAGAUCUGGAUGCUGACAUUGAUGUAAAUUUACCAAAAGCAGAUAUACAGGGAUCUGGAGCAAACCUCAAUCUCUCUGCUCCAGAUGUCAAGGGAAAUCUAUCUACUCCAGAUCUGGACCUGAAUUUGCCAAAAGCUGACCUCAAUGGACCGGAUCUAGAUGCUGAUCUUGACACAUCUGGGAAAUUCAAGUUGCCCAAGAUGAAAUUACCUACAUUUGGUUUUUCCAAGCCUAAAAUGGAGGGACCAGAUCUGGAUGCUGACAUUGAUGUCAAUUUACCAAAAGCAGAUAUACAGGGAUCUGGAGCAAACCUCAAUCUCUCUGCCCCAGAUGUCAAGGGAAAUCUAUCUACUCCAGACCUGGAUGUGAAUUUUCCAAAAGCUGAAAUCAAUGGACCUGAUGUAGAUGCUGAUCUUGACACAUCUGGGAAAUUCAAGUUGCCCAAGAUGAAAUUACCUACAUUUGGUUUUUCUAAGCCUAAAGUGGAGGGGCCAGAGCUGGAUGCUGACAUUGAUGUGCCAAAUGCCAAUGUUUCUGCUCCAAAUCUUGAUGUCGAUUUACCAAAAGCUGAUAUCCAGGCACCUGCUCUUAAGUUAUCAGGAAAUGCCCCAGAUGCAAAUGUUGAUGCAACUACUGGUGAAUACAAAAUGCCUCAUUUUAAUCUCCCCAGUUUAGGCCUAACCAGUCCUAAAGUUGAUGGUCCCACAGCUGAUAUUGGUACACCAGAUCUUAGUAUUACAGGCCCUUCCGCUGACAGUAAACUAGAUUUGUCCAAGUUAAAAAUAGGUACCCAGGCAGCAAGUGGCAACCUCUCAGAACCCAGUAUGAAUGUAAAUGGAGGAGUGGACUUAAAUGCUGCAAGUAUCAACACUGGUAAAGGAACAUUAAAAAUGCCACAUUUCAAGCUACCCAAGUUUGGCUUUUCGGGGCAUGGAUCAAAAGCACCAGAUGUUGAUGUGAACGCAGAUCUGGACAUGUCAGCUGAUGUGAAGCCCAACCUCAACCUGGGGGUUGAGGGAAAUGCUGAUGCUGAAGAUUCCCCCAAAAGUAAGAUAAGGUGGCCAUUUCACUGGGGGCGGAAGGUUGAUUCUGCAUCUGGUAGUGGAACAGAAGAGGGCAGUGACAGUGGAACAGAUGGUGAGGUGGAUGUUCCAGCAUUCACAUUCCACAAGCUACCCAAGAGCAAUAUUACUGCCGACCUUUUUUUGGACGAUAGCUUAGGUCCACCAAAGUCUGAAGGAAGUCUUAACAAAAGCGAACAGGAAUUUGUUUUUAGCAAGGGAAUACGCCUGGUGAAACCUAAUACACAGUCAAACACGGGGGAAAAGAUUGAUAUUAUGGAGCGGUUGAAACUAGCAAGGGAGAAACCUGUGACUGUUAACACGUCACCUACUGAGGCCAAAGUGGGUGCACUCUUUGCUUCAGCAUCAAAUGAUUCCUCACUGGCCAGAGGAGGAACAUUCAAAGUUAACACACCUGAUUUAGGAUUAGGCUUAGACCAUCCAGUAGUUGGAUCGUCAGGAAAUGAUAAAUUGUCAUUAAGUCUUUCCAAUAUGCUUGGCCUGAAUGUUAAAGACGCAGAUACUGAUUAAACAUGCUUCUCAAACCCUGUAUAGGCAGCAUCAACAAUAUAUCUAUGUAAAUAAUUAACUGAAACCUAAUACAUGAAGAUUUCUUGCGUUUGCUUAAGAUAUCAUAGGUCUGACACACAAAAGUCCAACCAAAUGGAACACAAUUGCUGUGUAUAAUUCAAAUUCCAGAGAGAGAGAAUUAUGUAAAAAAAAAAGUUUAACUAUAUUGCAGUUACCUGCUAGUGAAAGCACCAGAAGUUCGAGUUUUUUAUCUCGUCUCUGUAGGAGGACAAAAUAUCAGAAAUUGCAUACACUGAAACAAUUUAAAUCAGCUUUAUCCGAAUAUUGUCUGAGAAUAUCUAUAAUUGCCUCAGUAUUUUAUAUGGAACAAUGCCUUAAUAUGAAAAGCAGGCUACAAUUUUACUUUUUUUUUGACUAUGGAAUUGUAUAAAUCUGUUAAAUUUUUGUUCAAUAAAUACAUUUUAAUGCA
Gadus morhua (Atlantic cod) is the source of this 5363-nucleotide messenger RNA. Its product is annotated as neuroblast differentiation-associated protein AHNAK. Lineage: Eukaryota; Metazoa; Chordata; Actinopteri; Gadiformes; Gadidae. Gene Ontology annotation, cellular component: nucleus; cytoplasm. Bases 279 to 977 code for a protein of 232 amino acids. Gene Ontology annotation, biological process: peripheral nervous system myelin maintenance; regulation of RNA splicing. The transcript is spliced from 5 exons. The record is from RefSeq and is a predicted model, not a curated record.